CAGAAGCGACAGGACUCUCCCAAUUCCCACACUUCCUCUCCACCUGCUGUGGCUGCCGUAGCAGCUGCUUGAACACAGCUCUCAAAGACCAUGAGGAACAGCAGGGGAGCCAUGGAACACCUCGUCAGCUUGGGGUGGAGGUUCUGGCGCUUGGCGAUCUGCAAGGCCGCUGUUCCGCUGCAGGCUGCCUGGAACGCCUUCUCCCAGCCUGUCCCAGCCAGCUGGAAGGAACUACUGAUCCAGCUUCUCCUAUGUGUUUCCUUGGCCAGCCUUAUCGCAGGACUGCUUCAUCACUGGCUGGUCUCUUUGCAGCUUUAUCCUCUGGGGCCCCCUGCCUUGGUGACCGCUCUCUGUGGUCUCUUCGUCUUCCUGACCCUGGGCCUGGUGCCCCCCAUCCGCUGCCUAUUUGCACUCAGUGUGCCUACCCUGGGCUCCGAGCAGGGUCGCCGCUUGCUCUUGUCCUACAGUGCAGCCAACCUGGCUGUCGCUGUGGUGCCAAACGUCUUAGCGAACGUGCGUGCAGCUGGGCGGGUGCUGAGCUGUGUUACUGAGGGCUCUUUGGAGAGUCUGCUUAAUACCACUUACCAGUUGCACCAGGCAGCCAGGGAACUGGGCGAAGCCGGCCAAGCAGUCAGCCGGAGCCUGACAUUUGAGGCCGAGGGCAAUGGCUCAGCCCUUCGCCUUCAUAUGCGCACGGUCACUCUGCAGAUCAUGGAAGACUUCUCUGGCCUGGAGUUCCUGGCUCAGGCAGCCCUGGGCACUCAGAGGGUGGUCACCGGGUUGUUCCUGCUGGGCCUCCUGGGUGAGUCGGCCUGGUACCUUCAUCGCUACCUCACUGACCUGCACUUCGACAAUAUCUAUGCGACCCGGCAGCUGGUUCGGCAGCUAGCCCAGGCUGGUGCCACACACCUGCUGACCUCUCCGCCUCCGUGGCUGCUCCAAACAGCCCAGCCUAAGCUGUCACAGGAAGAGCUGCUGAAUUGUCUCCUAAGGCUGGGGCUCCUGGCACUGCUCCUAGUAGCCACAGCUGUGACAGUGAUCUCAGACUAUGGGGCCUUCCUUUUGGCACAAGGAGCUGUAGCCUGGGCUCAGAAGUUACCCACUGUCCCAGUCACACUCACAGUCAAAUAUGAUGCCUCAUAUAAGGUCCUGGACUUCAUCCUCUUCGUCCUCAACCAGGCUCCGGUGGAGAGCGUGUUUGCCUCGGUGCAGCGCUCCUUCCAGUGGGAGCUGCGCUUCACGUCCCGCGACUGUCACCUGCCGCAGGCUCAACCGCCCCGUGUCACUGCUGCGCUGGCCGCGGGCGCCCUGCAGCUGCUGGCAGGCGCCACCUUACUGCUACAUGCCUACGCCUGGCGCCUGCGGCACGCCAUCGCCGCCUCCUUCUUCCCGGCCCAGGAGGCCAGGAGGCUUAGCCACUUGCAGGCCCGGCUCCAAAGGAGACACGACCGGAGUGACACCUGGACAGACACGCGGGCAUUAUGGGCACCCGGGGACCCAGGAAGCCUGGACAGGGGACAAGGGCUCUGGAGUCUCAUGGACCUCAGUCACAUGACUCCCUUUCGGCCUCCUAUGACCUUGAGUAGGUCAUUGGAUGUCUCCGAGCUUCAGUUUCUGUAUCUACAUAGUGAUCGUGCUUGGCAACAAUGGUCUGCUUUUCACGUGGGAUGUGCGCGAAAUCGUGGCGAGUGGAAGGCCAGGAAGAGUCGGGAAGGCGCGUGUGUGCAGUAAAAAGGACUGGAAGUUUGGGAGGACCACACAGCUCAGUUCCUUCCCGCUAGAUGGAGAUAGCCCUGGUAACAUCCUCGUGGGGACCCUGCAUGUGGAUUCACCUCAGCACUCCUCCAACUUAGCUUUACAAGCCUUUGAGAAUUUACGUUAAUCUGAAAGUUUGAUCUUAUAAAUAAGCAUAUUUAUUAAAUAGAAGAGUAAACGGU
This is a messenger RNA of Grammomys surdaster, 1937 nucleotides long. RefSeq names its product osteoclast stimulatory transmembrane protein (gene Ocstamp). Gene Ontology annotation, cellular component: membrane. The record is from RefSeq and is a predicted model, not a curated record. Lineage: Eukaryota; Metazoa; Chordata; Mammalia; Rodentia; Muridae.